AGUUACAUGUAUGUCCUUUUAUGCAAGAGAGAAAGUGUGUUCAACUUCAGAAGAAGAACAAAUCUUUUAAUUGGUGUGAGUUUUAUGUUUUAGCUCUGAUGAAAGUAGCAGAUCAGAUGGCAAAGGGGCCCAGAGCACAGGCCAUGUUUAAUUGCCUACUGAAAUAUGGGGACUUAGGAAUACCUAUUCAUCCUUCUUGGGAAACUCGAGAAACUCAAGAUCCAUCAAAUGGUGGAUUUCAUGCUGGUGCCACAGCUUCACCUGUCUACCAACAAGCUGGAGACCUGGAAGAGGUAUGCUAUACAGGGUCAAGUUUAAGUGUUGAUUUUUAG
Molecule: messenger RNA, 332 nt
Organism: Pecten maximus
Lineage: Eukaryota; Metazoa; Mollusca; Bivalvia; Pectinida; Pectinidae
Exons: 3
Coding region: 21-332 (103 amino acids)
Source: RefSeq, a predicted model, not a curated record